This is a messenger RNA of Cynara cardunculus var. scolymus (artichoke), 1359 nucleotides long. RefSeq names its product malate dehydrogenase. Lineage: Eukaryota; Viridiplantae; Streptophyta; Magnoliopsida; Asterales; Asteraceae. The record is from RefSeq and is a predicted model, not a curated record. Gene Ontology annotation, biological process: oxaloacetate metabolic process; malate metabolic process; tricarboxylic acid cycle. Gene Ontology annotation, molecular function: L-malate dehydrogenase (NAD+) activity. The transcript is spliced from 7 exons. Bases 154 to 1140 code for a protein of 328 amino acids.
GAUCUUCUCGGGAACCACUACCUCAUCGUCACCACCAUAAAUAUCAGCUCUCAGUCACACAACCUCAACAAAAAGUUUUUCCGCUUCCCAUUUUUCAUCGUUUUCAUCGCUUUCUGUAUUUCAAAUCUCGUUUCUCCAAUCAGAUCUCCAGCAAUGGCAAAAGAUCCAGUUCGCGUUCUUGUUACCGGUGCCGCAGGACAAAUUGGAUAUGCUCUUGUUCCCAUGAUUGCCAGAGGAAUCAUGUUGGGUGCCGACCAACCAGUGAUCUUGCACAUGCUUGAUAUUCCACCAGCUGCAGAGGCUUUAAAUGGAGUAAAAAUGGAGUUGGUUGAUGCUGCAUUCCCCCUCCUGAAAGGAGUUGUUGCCACCACUGAUGCUGUUGAGGCAUGCACCGGUGUGAAUGUAGCAGUCAUGGUCGGUGGGUUUCCCAGGAAAGAAGGAAUGGAAAGAAAAGAUGUUAUGUCCAAAAAUGUCUCAAUCUACAAGUCCCAAGCUUCUGCUCUUGAGAAGCAUGCUGCAGCAAACUGCAAGGUCUUGGUUGUUGCUAACCCGGCAAACACCAACGCAUUGAUCUUGAAGGAAUUUGCACCAUCCAUCCCUGAGAAAAACAUUACUUGUUUGACAAGGCUAGACCAUAACAGGGCUCUCGGACAAAUAUCAGAGAAAUUAGGUGUUCAAGUAUCAGAUGUGAAGAAUGUUAUCAUCUGGGGGAACCACUCAUCAACUCAGUACCCUGAUGUCACCCAUGCAACUGUUGGAGGCAAGCCUGUCCCAGAGCUCAUUAAGGAUGAUGAAUGGUUAAAAUCUGGAUUUAUUAGCACUGUGCAACAGCGUGGUGCUGCGAUCAUCAAGGCUAGGAAGCUCUCUAGUGCACUCUCUGCUGCAAGUUCUGCUUGUGACCAUAUUCGCGAUUGGGUCUGUGGAACUCCAGAGGGAACUUGGGUUUCAAUGGGUGUGUACUCUGAUGGGUCAUACAAUGUUCCAGCUGGGCUUAUUUACUCCUUCCCAGUUACUUGCCGCAACGGAGAAUGGACAAUAGUUCAAGAUCUUUCAAUUGACGAGUUCUCAAGGAAGAAGCUGGACUUGACAGCAGAAGAGCUGAGCGAAGAAAAGGCUCUUGCAUACUCUUGUCUGUCGUAAAUCAUCCACAAACUGUGUUUGUGAUAGUGAUGUGCUGCUAAAUGCUCAUACUAUUUGAAAUAACACCAUCAUUGAUGAUGGUAAGAAGCUGGUAGUAGAUUUGAUUCUGUUGUUUGUAUCAGAGAACUUGAAUUUUUGUGAUUGCCAUACUCACAUGAGACUGACAAUCUUGAUGCAAAUUUAUACCUUGUUGUAUGGUAGACAUUUUUGUUUUGUGCU